Molecule: messenger RNA, 4415 nt
Organism: Trichogramma pretiosum
Lineage: Eukaryota; Metazoa; Arthropoda; Insecta; Hymenoptera; Trichogrammatidae
Gene: Appl
Product: amyloid-beta-like protein
Exons: 15
Coding region: 481-3030 (849 amino acids)
Biological process (GO): central nervous system development; axonogenesis
Cellular component (GO): neuronal cell body; membrane; neuron projection
Molecular function (GO): transition metal ion binding; heparin binding
Source: RefSeq, a predicted model, not a curated record
CAGCAGCGUAGUCGUGGCUCGCUCGUUAGUGUAUGCUCGAGUCGCCCUCGCGGCUACUAUAUAUCUCCGACACAUCCAAGCGCGCGCGCGCACUCAACGACGUAGCAGCAGUAGAAGCGACCAAAAAUCCGCAGUAGUACACUCGCUGGUUCUGCAUAGAUAAUAUUGCGCGUCGAUUGAUCCUCCUGCGCGAAUCGACGUGCCGAGCGUCGAGGCAACUUUCACGCUCGAGUCUUGACUUUUUCGUCAGAGAGUUGAAAGCAGCAGCGCCAAUAGCACUAAAGCUAGCCUCCUGCUCUAUCGGAGUGACGUAAUUUCGCGAGUGUGUGAGUGCGCCUACAAGAGUUACAUAUACAAGAGUUUCGAGCGCAGAGUGUGCGUGUGGAGUGCAAACGUGUAGAGAGAGAGAGAGAGAGUCGAGCGCUCGAGUGUUGUACGAGUGUAGGGUGCAAAGCAGAGUUGAGAUUGCUCGCGAGAAACAUGUCGCGGGCACUCGGCUUGGCCAUUCUCUUGGUGGCUAGUGUCAUCGGCACCUGCCAGUCUGAGGCGGUCUCCGAGAGACUCGAGUUGGCCCCUGCCGGUGGAAGAUCCGAGCCACAGGUGGCGACGCUAUGCGAAGCCGGCGAGGCCUAUUUGGCCCAGCACAUGGGCGAACAAGGCCGCUGGAUCUCGUCGAUGGACACCAAGAGCUGCAUGACCGACAAACUGGAUAUUCUACAGUAUUGUAAAAAGGCCUAUCCGAAGCGAGACAUCACGAACAUCGUCGAGUCGACGCACUACGUGCGCGUCACCGGCUGGUGCAAGCCAGGCAAGAACAAGUGCAAGCUCUCGAGAUGGGUCAAGCCCUACAGAUGUCUGGAGGGUCCGUUCCAGAGUGAUGCAUUGCUCGUGCCCGAGGGCUGCCUGUUCGACCAUUUACACAACCAGACCAAAUGCUGGGAAUCUUACAGAUGGAACUCAACGGCGGCGGAUACAUGUCGCGAGCGCAAUAUGAAUUUGCGCAGCUUCGCCAUGCUCCUGCCCUGCGGCAUCUCGGUCUUUGCCGGAGUCGAGUUUGUCUGCUGUCCAAAACACUUGAAAGAUAACAUGAAGUUGAAAAAGCACUUUGAGAUGCACGUGGCCAAGCCCAUCGAGGACGAUUUCGGCGACGAGGACGAGGACGAGAACAUAAACGACGAGACGGAGCAGGACGAGAUGGCAGUUCCGGGGGCCGCUGGUUCCGUCGCCGGUGCAUCUUCGGCCGCUUCGAAUAACGCUGGCUCCGGCGGCAUGACCGGAGCUGGCGUGGCAGGUGGUUCUGGCAGCAGCAUCAGCAUCGUGGCCGACGGUGACGUCGACGAUGGCGGCGGCGACGACGACGCUGACGACGACUCGGACUCGUACGAGAACAUCGACGACGUGCUCGGCGAUCAGCCGGACGACGACGACGAGGACGACAGUAACGAGGAGUACUUCGAGGAUUACGAAGCCAGCACGAGAAGCUCGUCGACGACCGGCCAAGCGAUCACGAGCACGGGAGGCGCCAAGGACGGCAACAUGGACAGUCCCGCGAACCCCGCCAGCAGCAGCAGCAGCACAUCGGCUCCGGGCAGCUCGUCGACCGGCGCUGCUGGCCAGGCGACCGGUGGCAGCAGCACUACCCUACCGCCACAGAUAGCCGCCUUCGUGCCGCACGGCACUCCCGAUCCGUACUUGACCCACUUCGAUCCUCGCUCGGAGCAUCAGAGCUACAAGCAAGCGCAGAUGAGACUGGAGGAGAUUCACAAGGAGGAGGUGACCAAGGUGAUGAAAGAUUGGAGCGAUUUGGAGGAGCGAUACCAGGACAUUCGAGCGCGCGACCCCGUGGCAGCUGACGCCUUCAAACGAUGGAUGACCGUGAGAUUCCAGCAGACCGUGGCAGCCCUCGAGGCCAGCGGCGCCGCCGAGAAGCAUCACCUCAGCUCGAUGCAUCAGCAGCGCGUACAGGAAACGGUGAAACAAAGGAACGAGGAAGCCAUGUCCUGCUACACCGCCGCACUUAAUGAAAUUCCACCCAACGAGCACCGCAUCCAGAAAUGCCUGCAGAAGCUGCUGCGAGCGCUGCACAAGGAUCGACACCACACGAUCGCUCACUACAAGCAUCUACUGGACAGCAGCCUCGAGCAGGCCCAGCGCGAGAAGCCGGCGACCCUGGAGCAUUUGGCCGACAUCGACCGCAUCACCAAUCAGAGCUUGCAGAUGCUCGAGCGGUACCCGGAGCUGAGCAGCAAAAUCGGUAAACUGAUGGAUGACUACGUUCUGGCUUUACGCAGCAAGGACGAGACGCCGGGCCUGCUCUUGGCAAUGACGCGAGAAGCCGAAGCCGCCAUUCUGGACAAGUUCCAAGCCGACGUCGCCAGUAAGCAGCAGGAAAAAGAGCACCAGAAGCAGCUGGAGCGCGAGCGCAAAGAGCAGCGCAAGGCCGAGCGAGGCGAGCUCCGAAGCGAGCAGGAGCAGCACGAGCAGCUGAUGGAGAAGCCGCAGCAGGAGCAGCCGAUCAUGGCCGCGCAGCAGCAGCAGCAGCAGCAGCAGCAGCAGCACGACAAGCAGCCGGAGCAGCAGAUCCUGUCGGUCGAGAAGAAGAUCGACCUGCCGCCGACCGUGACGCCCCUCAAGCCGUUGAAGAAGCAGCUCGACGAGGAGCAGCACGAGCAGCAGCCCGCCUCGGCGGCGGCCCUCACGGCUCUCAAGCACAGCGAGGGACUGAUUCGCGCCUCGCACAGCAUGACCCACGACGUAUCGCACUCCGAGCCGAGCUAUUCCGUGAGACGCGAGGUCUAUCAUCGCGAGAGCAGGUCGAUCUACUUUACUCUGGCAUUCGCCGGGAUCGCUCUCAUGGCGGCCACCAUCGUCGGCGUCGCGGUAUUCAAGAGGCGAAGCGCACGAAGUCCCCACAGUCAGGGCUUCAUCGAAGUCGACCAGGCAGCCUCGCCGGAGGAGCGACACGUGGCCAACAUGCAGAUCAACGGCUACGAGAACCCGACCUACAAGUACUUCGAGGUCAAGGAGUAAGCGGCUCGAGAGAAACUCCUCCGUAGUCCAUAGGGCAGUCCCAGCACACACGUACGCGCACGCUGCAGCCGGCCACCAUCGUCCUCGUCGUCCACCGUCGCAGUCGUCUACAUCCGAUCCAUCCUUCCAGCUGCGCGAGUCCAUUGUCACCGCUCCGGAAAGAAUAGAGGCCCACCUCUCGACGUCCAUCUCCAUUUCUCUAGCGCAAUAGCCAAUAAACCUAUCCUCUGCGUGUAUGUACGUCGACUUAUAUAUUACAUACUUCACUCUCCACAUCUACAGGGGACAUGAUUCAUUCGUCCAAUGGCUUAUAUAACUUAACUCGACAGCAGCGUUGAUACGAAUAGCUCUUACAAUUUUGCAUUUUUGAGUUAGACGCUCGCAAAGGUUCACACGUCGCAAAGUCCAUAUAAUUUGUAAUCCAGCAUCGCGUUUCAUACCCUUUUCUUUGUCGAGAGCUCCGUUCUGAUAACAAGACUCCUGGGAUGCAAUUAAUCGGGCGCAUGAAUAUCGAUGAGUGGCCACUGCCGAUCGCUCUUUGUUUCGACAGCUCAAAGCAUCCGAAACGAGGAAAGGUUGGCACUGAGCGAGCCACUCGUUCACAAGCUUGGCUAGCCCUGAGCAGAAUCACGUAUUGCUUGCGACUUUUUGUAUAUUCCAAUUCAAGCAACUCUGUGGACUUUCGACGAGGCAAUAGCUAAAUUAAUACCGGAGGAGGAUAAAAAUAUGAAAGAGGUGUGAGAAUAAAUUUUGAAAAUUUCAUGAAAAAACGGCGAGCUCGAAUGAAAAAAAUCUCGACCAGAGCAAGUUUACUAAUAUAAAAUGCGCGAGUUGUGUGGAGGCUCGGUGAAAGAAAGAUAGGCUUCAAGCCGAGAAAAGGUGCAUGGAUCAGUCUCGGCUUGAGGCUUAUUGACUGCUCGACCUCGUCGUGAAAUAGGAUACUUUAUUAAUAUUCCUGGGUGUCCGCCGCGCACUCGACAGUUUGUGGCUGUUUCGAGGCAUUUCUUCAAGCUCGUCGUCCUAAUGCAGACCGAGGGACAAAUAGAGAGUAGUAAACACUCCGAAUAUUAAUAGAGAAGCUACAGAUAUAUGAAUGUUUGUAAAUGUGAUUUUCUUACCGGAGGAUUACUCGCGCGACUUUUUAAUCAUUUAGCUUAUUGCUUUUGCGAAAAAUUCCCGCUUUUACACGUUUAAUAUCACUUAUUAUUUAAAUGCCACUCUUCUGUUGGCUGUUACUUCGAGCGCUAACACUCGACUCAUUCGUUUUAACCCCUUUCAACCCGACGCCCCCACCCGGAUCGCCCCUACUCGUACAUAUAUACAUUGAUAUCGAUACGAUAACAAAAAAGAAAAACACAUUCGAGUUUAUAAAUUAUAAGCAAACA